Messenger RNA from Gossypium raimondii (Peruvian cotton), 1910 nucleotides. RefSeq names its product gibberellin receptor GID1B. The transcript has 2 exons. Gene Ontology annotation, cellular component: cytoplasm; nucleus. Bases 450 to 1484 code for a protein of 344 amino acids. Gene Ontology annotation, biological process: floral organ morphogenesis; raffinose family oligosaccharide biosynthetic process; positive regulation of gibberellic acid mediated signaling pathway. Lineage: Eukaryota; Viridiplantae; Streptophyta; Magnoliopsida; Malvales; Malvaceae. The record is from RefSeq and is a predicted model, not a curated record. Gene Ontology annotation, molecular function: hydrolase activity; gibberellin binding.
CCGUCUUUUUCUUCUAUUUUCUUGGUGGUUUCGUGCUUCAGAAAGGAAGUGUCUCUUCUUGUUUAGAAAAAAAAAAAAACCCCGAAGAACGAGGAAUCAAUCAAAAAGAGAAGAGAGGUGUCACGGUCAUAACGAAUGCACAUGUGCUUAGUUUUCUUGAGGCUUUUGUAUUCGCUCUUUGCUUCUCCCCUUUGAAUCUGCUUCUGCUUUUAGAAAAUUUCCUGAAUUCUCAUCUUCUAGCCCUGUGACAGACUACUACAAAGAAAAGACACCCAAGAGCAGAGAAGGAAGGACAAUACACCUAUGCGGUCUUGCUUUAGUUUCUUGCUACUAUGAGGCUGUCUUUGUGAAGAUUGGUUUUGUUUCUUCGGUGGGUUCUUUUUCUUGCAUCUUUUUUCCCUUUUUUGUUUUCCGUCUUGGGGGUGUUCUGAGUCUGGUUUAUUUGAGCCAUGGCUGGUAGCAAUGAAGUCAACCUCAAUGAAUCCAAGAGGGUUGUACCGUUGAAUACCUGGGUCCUCAUUUCUAAUUUCAAGCUAUCGUACAAUCUACAGCGCCGUCCAGAUGGAACCUUCAACAGAGACUUAUCGGAGUUCCUUGACCGUCGAGUACCUGCCAAUAUCAACCCAGUCGAUGGGGUCUUCUCCUUCGAUCAUGUCGACGGAGCCACCGGCCUUCUUAACCGGGUUUAUCAGCCAUCUCCUAAAAACGAGGCUCAAUGGGGCAUCGUCGACCUCGAGAAACCUUUGAGCACAACCGAGGUCGUUCCGGUCAUAGUCUUCUUCCACGGCGGGAGUUUCACUCAUUCCUCCGCUAACAGCGCCAUCUAUGACACCUUUUGUCGUCGCCUCGUCAGCAUUUGCAAAGCCGUCGUUGUGUCCGUGAACUAUCGUCGAUCGCCCGAACACCGAUACCCUUGUGCGUACGACGAUGGUUGGGCGGCUCUAAAGUGGGUUAAAUCAAGAACUUGGCUUCAAAGUGGAAAGUACUCCAAAGUGCACGUAUACUUGGCCGGCGAUAGUUCUGGUGGCAACAUAGCUCACCAUGUUGCGGCGAGAGCAGCAGAGGCUGACGUUGAGGUACUAGGCAACAUUCUGCUUCACCCAAUGUUCGGUGGGCAGAUGAGAACGGAAUCCGAAAAGAGAUUGGACGGCAAGUACUUCGUGACGCUCCACGACCGCGAUUGGUAUUGGCGAGCUUAUCUACCGGAAGGCGAAGAUCGAGAUCAUCCGGCUUGUAACCCGUUCGGGCCAAGAGGUGGAACCCUCGAAGGUCUCAAGUUCCCGAAAAGUCUGGUAGUCGUGGCGGGUUUGGAUCUGAUUCAAGAUUGGCAAUUGGCAUACGUUGAAGGACUUAAAAAAUCGGGUCAAGAGGUGAAACUCCUUUUCUUAGAGAAAGCCACCAUCGGCUUCUAUUUCUUGCCUAACAACGAUCACUUCUAUUGCCUCAUGGAGGAGAUGAACAACUUCGUUCAUUCUAACUGUUAAUACCACUCACCCUGCCUAGUUAUAUAACCUCCACUUAACCAUACGUAACAAAAGUUCCUUUCCCCCUUUAAAUUUUUUUUUUAUCAAUGGUGUGUAGUUAUAAGCUUGUUUUGUGUUCUUACUUGAUUACUACGUUUCGUUUUUUGCGGUGGCGGUGGCCGAUGAGCACCAACCAGAUACAAGGAAAAGGGCCUUACUCCAGUUAGCUUCCUGCCUCAAAUAACGGGAAGAGAGAAGUGUAGGGGGGGGGGGGGUUAUUGUGUUAAUUGUUAAAUUCUUAAAAGCACUAAUUUCAGAACAAGGAAUGGAAUUUCUUUUUUCUUUUUUAUAUAUGUGUAUGUGUUGUCUUGUAAUGAAGUUGUAUGUUGAUGUUAUACUUGUACUGUGUGUUCUAAAGGUAAUAUAUAAAAGAUUUUGUUCUGUUAA